Messenger RNA from Haplochromis burtoni (Burton's mouthbrooder), 864 nucleotides. Its product is annotated as lectin. Lineage: Eukaryota; Metazoa; Chordata; Actinopteri; Cichliformes; Cichlidae. Gene Ontology annotation, molecular function: signaling receptor activity. The transcript has 4 exons. The record is from RefSeq and is a predicted model, not a curated record. The coding region runs from base 30 to 749 and encodes 239 amino acids.
GAUGGCUUCAGCAGGGAACCGAACCCUAUAUGAAACUCAGAGAUGGCUUCAGACAGGGAACCGAACCCUUUCUGAAACUCAGAGAUGGCUUCAGGCAGGGAACCGAACCCUUUAUGAAACUCAGAGAUGGCUUCAGGCAGGGAACCGAACCCUUUAUGAAACUCAGAGAUGGCUUCAGACAGGGAACCGAACCCUUUUUGAAACUCCAAGAUGGCUUCAGGCAGGGAACCGAACCCUUUAUGAAACUCAGAGAUGGUUUCAGACAGGGAACCGAACCAUUUCUGCCUCUCCAAAGAGGCUUCAGACAGGGAACCGAGCCCUUUUACAGCUUCAUCCAAAGAGCAAAAGUGGCAUGUCAGGGGGAGAUUAUCAACAACAAGUGCUAUGAGUUCAACCCUACACCGCUGUCCUUCAAGGAUGCUCAGGCCAAAUGCAGAACUCUUGCCCCACAUGCCGAGCUUGCUUCUGUAACCAGUGGUGAUUUGCAUUCCCAUCUGAUUUCCCUGGUGACCAAGGGUGGUAAGAAGAGCCCUGUGCUAACCUGGCUGGGAGCCACAGUCACGAACCAAGAGGCGUCAUGGGUGGACGGGUCAGAGUGGGGUUUUAGCGACUGGAUGCCAGGCCACCCCAACAUUCACACUGACAAACCUGUCUGCGUGGAGAUGUUUGAGCUAGACAACAGCCGGUGGACUACUGCCAACUGUGAUCUGAAGAGAGCGUCCAUCUGUACGUACAUGAUUCCUACGUAAGAGAAAUCGCAAAGAAGCAACGUGAGACGGGCUCGCGGGUAUCAUUUCCUACGAUACCUUUGUGUUCCCUGCCACAAGCUGAUUGUGCAUUCUUGAAUAAAAACACAGCAUAUUA